This is a messenger RNA of Penicillium cataractarum, 714 nucleotides long. Its product is annotated as mitochondrial 37S ribosomal protein mS41. NCBI's taxonomy places the organism in Eukaryota, Fungi, Ascomycota, Eurotiomycetes, Eurotiales, Aspergillaceae. The transcript has a single exon. Gene Ontology annotation, cellular component: mitochondrion. The record is from RefSeq and is a predicted model, not a curated record. Bases 1 to 714 code for a protein of 237 amino acids.
AUGGCGAUGCGCAACCCCCAACUCCGAAGUCUCCCAUCCCGGCUCUUCCAGACCAUCACCAUCUCCAGACAAUGCCUUCGACCAUUGUCCCACAAGGCGGCACCCUCAGUGCCGUCCCCGACCCCCUUCGUCCCAGACGUCCAGACCUUCCUCACGCUGAUCGGCCGUGAAAUGUCCAAGCACGCGAGCAAGAUCUCUUCCUGGGAGCAACUGUUCUCCUCCAACUCCGACCAGCUCCGCGAACUGGGCAUUGAGCCCGCCCGGCAGCGCCGAUAUCUCAUGCGGAAGCGAGAGAAGUUCCGCAACGGAGUCUACGGACCCGGAGGUGACCUGGAGCAGGUCGUGGACGGGGUGGCCCAAUUGCGCGUGGUGGAGGUGCCCCGUGAGUCCGACAGCGCAGCAGCCGGCGCUAGCUCUGCGACAUUGACACCGGGCAUGAAGAAGGCAAUUGUGAAUCUGGCACCGGAUGCCACGGAAUACAAGCACAGCGCGUCGGCGGUGCUGAAGAAGUUUGCGCACAUGAAGAUCCACCGGGGCUCGAAGAUUAUGGGUCCCUUCCUACAGCCGAUCAAGGGCUCUCAUGGCUCUGCGGCGACGAUCUCGGUUCAGGAGGGCAUGUGGGAGGAUAAGCGGGGACAGAAGGUUGAUGGUGGUGAGCGACGACGGGUUGAGGUGCGGGCGAAGAAGAGACUCGAGGAGAGGAGGAAAGCGUAA